This is a messenger RNA of Corythoichthys intestinalis (scribbled pipefish), 4871 nucleotides long. RefSeq names its product opiate receptor-like 1 (gene oprl1). The record is from RefSeq and is a predicted model, not a curated record. The coding region runs from base 276 to 1385 and encodes 369 amino acids. Gene Ontology annotation, molecular function: neuropeptide binding; nociceptin receptor activity. Gene Ontology annotation, cellular component: plasma membrane; neuron projection. Lineage: Eukaryota; Metazoa; Chordata; Actinopteri; Syngnathiformes; Syngnathidae. Gene Ontology annotation, biological process: neuropeptide signaling pathway; sensory perception of pain. The transcript is spliced from 6 exons.
UGAUGCGGAAUGCUCCGCGCGGAGAUGUGAAGCCGUUCGUCCCUCCCCCUCCUUUCUCAUCCGCACCGGACCGACUGCCUUUGGACCGAGUAGUCCUUCUACUUCAUCUUCUUCUUCUCCCCGGUGCAGGAGGCUACGAAGUGAAACGUGAGCGAGAGGAAUGCAGCAGGACUCUGCAGACAGGCGACAACUACUUGCGGCGUAGCUGUGGUACGCAGAGAAGGCCAUAUCGAUUAAUUAGCGGGCGUCACCUGGCGCUGUGACCUCGGGCAGACAUGGACUUCCCCGAUGAGCUCCUGCUGGCUGAGUUGAGUCACCUACAGCUCUACAACGACUCACUCUUUCAUAACAACUUUAGCAGCGGCGACAACGAGACAGACACCCUGCUGCCGACCAGCGUGAGGGCCACCAUUGUUGUGGUCUAUAUGAUCGUUUGUGUCAUCGGCCUGGUGGGGAACUUCCUGGUCAUGUAUGUCAUCAUAAGAUACACUAAAAUGAAGACAGCCACCAACAUCUACAUCUUCAACCUGGCUCUGGCCGACUCUUUAAUCCUCGCCACUUUACCAUUCCAGGGAACUGACGUGUUCCUGGGCUUUUGGCCGUUUGGAAAUGCCCUGUGCAAGGCGGUAAUAUCCAUCGACUACUACAACAUGUUCACCAGCAUCUUCACGCUGACAGUGUUGAGCAUAGACAGGUAUGUGGCUGUCUGCCACCCUGUCAAAGCUCUGGACAUGAGGACACCUCACAAGGCCAAGGUGGUGAAUAUCUGCGUGUGGGUGUUGGCUUCAGCCUUUGGCGUUCCGGCCAUGGUUGUGGGGAACGUUGAGGAGGAGCAUAACAGCAUCGAGUGCAUUGUCGUCCUACCAGGGCCUCCAGGUCACUGGGAUCCUGUCUUUGGCACUUGCGUCUUCCUCUUCUCCUUCCUCAUCCCUGUGGCCAUCAUCAGCAUUUGCUACAGCCUAAUGGUCAAGCGUCUACGCAGCGUUCGCAUCCUGUCUGGGUCAAAGGAGAAGGACCGCAAUUUGCGGCGCAUCACCCGGAUGGUUCUGGUGGUGGUGGCGGUAUUUGUGGUGUGCUGGACCCCCAUCCAGAUAAUGGUCCUAGCCCAGUCACUGGGCUUUAACUUGAGCAGCUUGUCUACGCAGGUCCUAAUGCAUUUAUGCAUUGCUAUGGGCUACGUUAACAGUAGCCUCAACCCGGUCCUCUACGCCUUCCUGGAUGAGAACUUCAAGCGCUGCUUUCGGGAAUUCUGCCAACCUUCGCCGUUCCGUCUCGACACUCAGCAGUCGGGUCGGAUGAGGAGCAUUGCUCGGGAAGUGGCAGCCGCGUACAGCUGCAAGGCUGAUGGCGGUGGGCCCGGUGGAGGGACUCCCAAUCCCGCGUGACUAGGCGUGGAGCUGCCCCUUGUGGGGGUUGACCACCCACAGAGGGGUGAGACUCCAGGGACGGGGAACUCCAACACAGAACUAACUCAGAUUACAGCUCUCUAGCGGCACGAACCCCCCCGCCCCCCAACUAUACGACUCGCCUGGGGUGGGGGGGAGUCUGAUGAGGACGAUGGAGCGGAAAGGAAAAGAAUUUGAGCCAGACUGUAGACUGGAAAAUAGGGAUGUGUUGAUAAACACACGAAACGGAUUUGGAAGUAUAGCAGCCAUUUCAAGUGAAAAUGGUGCUACAAUUAAGAGUGAAUAUAAUUCUUUGAAUGCUCCUUAAUUUAAAGAAGAUUACCGAAUGUGUCAGGAGACAAAACCCUGAAAGUUUUCAAUUUCUUUGUUAACAGGACUCACUGAUUGCAUGUAGAGUCACAGAGACGAUGACCGGACAGGUGUGAGGAUGACAUUCAAACCACUAAUAUGGUGCUUUAAGACGAUUGUAUAUUGACAGUUGCUGCAAAAGGACAACAAAGAAAAUAUUCAUUGGCUUGUGAAAGGAAAAAUGGUUUCUUGUAUAUUUAUCUUUUUAAUCACUAAUGCAGGGUUUCCCCCAGAGCCUGGUGGUUGAGAAGCCCAUCAGCAGCCCACUGUAUUUAAGGAAAAACAAUUACUAAUAAUAAUUAAAAAAUGGAUUAGUUGACAAGAAUUUUGAAAUUACAAAUAUUACCGUAUUGACCCGAAUAAAAGAUGGUGUGUUUUGCAUUGAAAUAAGAUUGAAAAAGAGGGGACCGUCUUAUAUUCGCGGUUUAGACAUUAUACCCAUUCGUGACGCUAGAUGGCGCCAGAUAUCAUUGAAGUGAUGUUCUGUCAUGACAGACCUCAGCUAAUCUCCCCAUUCACAACGCUAGAUGGCGCCAGAUAUCAUUGAAGCGAUGUUCUGUCAUGACAGACCUCAGCUAAUCUCAAGUUUAACCAGUUUGCAUUAUUUUAUUACAAUGUUUUUCCUUAUUCAGAUUUGUUUCAAGACUACAGUUACAGUUGGGCUUCACUUUGAUGGUUAAUGCAGUUAUUGCAAUUUUGUUGUUUUAUCACAACAGAUUGGUUUAUUUACAUUUCAAAAACCAGAAGCCAUUCAUUUACGAAUGUGAUUGCAUUUUAUUUUACAUAUUUAAAUGUUCAGAUAUUAAGAUUUGAAUGAGGCAAAAUAACAUGCUUUUUCUCUCAAAUCUAUUGUUAUAAUCGUUUGUAAUCACUGUAAUUAUUUUCUGUAUAAAAAUUAAUUUGGUAUUCAAAAAGUCUUUUUUUAAACUUGAGUCUUGAAAAAGAGGGGGUCGUCUUAUAAUCAGGGCCGUCAUAUACUCGGGCCAAUACGGUAUUUGCUUUUAUAAAGCAUUUACGAACAAUACCUAAUGUAGAGUUAAAAAUAAUAAUAAUAAUAACACAGUCUUGAAAUACACUUCUACCAAACAAACAAAAAUACAGUCCAAUUCAGUGUGAUAGCUGAGAUCUGCAACAGAUUUGUUCAUAUUGCCCAAAAGAUGCCAUCAUUGCGCUUUCAAAUGUAUCAUUAGAUGUGGUUAAAAUAUAUACUGUGUACUUUUUUGUGCUUUCUUUUAAGCAAUGUGGCAGUGGGGGACAAGAAAAGUCUGGCGUCCAUCCAGGUAUAUAAUCUGGGGGAAACCUUGCUAACUGGUCCACCAAAGUCAUAUGAUAAAGCCUCAGAUGGAGAUUUUAAGUUGGUUGUGAACAAAUAUGUACAGUAUACACAGUCAUGCCUGAAAUUCAUGGAUAAUUUUGGGCUCAACUAUAUAUCAGAGGUCUCAAACUCAAAUUAUCUGGGGGCCGUUGGAGAUUGGAGUCUGGGGUUGGUAUCCGCGCCCAUCUCUUAUAGAUAUAUAUGGCUCUGCUAGUUUACAUAUGUUAAGUCAUGAUGUAUUUUGUUGUAAUUCUUGAGCACUGUAACCAUCUCUGUACAUAUAACACACGCCCCUGUACAAAACAAACAAAUAUUUUGUCAAGUCACAAUGCCAAGAAGGUGACCACAAAAUACGGUCUCUUAGUUGGCUCCCAGGCCACAGGUUUGAGACCGCUGCUAUACACAGUAUAUGACAUAAGAUUUAGAGUCUCAAAACUUGAAACGAAUCAUAUGAAUGUGACUGUGGAUAUACUGUAUGUUUAGAAUCACUUAAGGAUUCAAUAAAUUGAAGCAGUUAUGAUGCAUUCCAGAAAAAUGGAAAUUCUAAGGUCUUAGACCUCCUAGAGGGAAAUGUGCAAUGGAAUGACAAAAGCCAAAGUGGGGGAAUUAAUUGAAUUUCCAUACUUUGUCAUAACAUGGUGUAAAUGUAAAAAGCUAUAUCAAUCUUGUUUACUUCUACUUGAGAUUGUUAUUAAUAGUUUUUUUGCUGUUUUGCAUGUAAUUUGGUGUUCAGAUACGUUCCUAUACAGUUAUCCCUUGCUACCUCGCGCCCUCAGUCCAUCGUGGAUUUUUUUUUUCUCAAUUAAAUAAAUAAAUAAAUAAAUAGAGAUAAGCCGUCCAAAUCCGAUACGUCGUUGCGCUCUCCCUCCUGCCGCGUGUCUUGAUCAGGCAGAGUUUAUUAUGAUUAAAGUUAACGAUGAUUGACAGACAUUAAGGUUUGACAUUGCCAGAGAUGCUUGGAAGUGGAAACUUCAAAGUGGCGUAUGCGUCAACCAUCGUUAAACUUGUUAAACAGUUGCUGUGGCAACUCAUUGUGUGUAAGUGAGCAACUUGAGCGGAUUUGAGUGGACCAAGCAUUUUUUUUACUUUAUCCUUGUUUAAAAAUAGUUCGGUGGGACAGUAACAUGUUUAAUACUCAUAAAUCACUCAUAAAAUAUAAUUAUUACAUUUUGAAGUGCUUAAAAAACAUUUAUAAAUGUAAAUAUAUACAGUACUGUGCAAAAGUUUUAGGCAGGACACCUGGCUAAAACUUUUGCACAGUACUGUAUAUAUAUUUUUUAAAUUAUUAAAUUUAUUAGGAUCAUGGAAGCUUCCACUUGGGGAAAAUAUAUACAUACAGUAUAUCCUGUAUAUACAUAAUAUAAUAAAAAUAUGCAAAAAAUGUGCAAAAGGCAGGACACCUGCCUAAAACUUUUGCACAGUACUGUAUAUUAGGGCUGUCGAAAUUAUCGCGUUAACGGGCGGUAAUUAAUUUUUUAAAUUAAUCACACUAAAAUAUUUGACGCAAUUAACGCACAUGCCCCGGUCAAACAGAUUAAAAUGACAGCACAGUGUCAUGUCCACUUAUUACAUGUGUUUUUUGGUGUUUUGUCGCCCUCUGCUGGCGCUUGGGUGCAACUGAUUUUAUGGGUUUCAGCACCAUGAGCACUGUGUAAUUAUUGACAUCAACAAUGGCGAGCUACUAGUUUAUUUUUUGAAUGAAAAUUUUACAAAUUUUAUUAAAACGAAAACAUUAAUAGGGGUUUCAAUAUAAAAUAUCUAAAACUUGUGCUAAUAUUUAUCUUUUAAGAACUACAAGUCUU